Molecule: messenger RNA, 6774 nt
Organism: Sporisorium graminicola
Lineage: Eukaryota; Fungi; Basidiomycota; Ustilaginomycetes; Ustilaginales; Ustilaginaceae
Exons: 1
Coding region: 1-6774 (2257 amino acids)
Biological process (GO): maturation of SSU-rRNA from tricistronic rRNA transcript (SSU-rRNA, 5.8S rRNA, LSU-rRNA); positive regulation of transcription by RNA polymerase I
Cellular component (GO): small-subunit processome; t-UTP complex; 90S preribosome
Molecular function (GO): snoRNA binding
Source: RefSeq, a predicted model, not a curated record
AUGACUUCAUCUUUGGCUGCGCAGCUGGCCAACGUGCGAUCGCACAACGCCGAGCGACUCACUUCGUCAGCGUCUCUUGUCAAGCACACCUCGUAUCUCUUCCCGCCCAAAACUGCGGCGCAGCAGGACCUCUUCACCGUUCAUGCACUUGGUGCCAGCGGAUGGACCGAGCUCUCUGCUGAGGAUGCAUCCCUGCAGAAAUGGCCACAGUCGUCGCUCCUCUUUGGAGACGAAAGCAGAGGAACGGAUCGUCUGAUGCUGCCAAAGGAAGAAAACGACGCUAUCGACAAGGCGGUCAAGGAGUUCCUUCACCUCGCGUCUCCCUUCCUUCUCUCCAAAGGUGCCUCCAAGUGCCUCGAGUGGCUCGUCCGACGUUUCCGCAUCCACGAGUUUAGCGUCGAAGAUGUGCUGGCCGUCUUCUUGCCAUACCACGACACUCAGCAAUUCGCACGCAUGCUCUCGAUCUGCAAGCUCGACGGCAAACCCCACCUCCAGUUUCUUCUCUCCGUCAAAAAGACCGCCAGUCCUCUUCCAGCCGGCGUCUUGCACGCAGCAAUCCUCGCACCCGCCACGACCACCGCCAGCUUGGACUUACUGCGCUGGGUCUCGGGCCUCAUUGCCAACGAUGUCUCGUCUCGCCUUCAAGUCGCUCCGCAUCGUACGCUCGUCAACUUUUGGACUUCGACCUUGGUUCAAGUGUGCGCCGCUCGGUCGCGCUUGGACGACAACCAACAAGUCGCCGGUCUCUCCAAAUCCACCAGCAACUCGAAGAAAUCAGCAAAGACGCGCGCAGCAGACGCACAGGCGAUUCUUACCGUGCUUCUUCCAUCGGCAGUCAGGGUAGCAGGUACAGCUUCGCUUGGCCAGGAUGCGCAGAUCGGAGGUCUGAUGCUGCUCUGCACUAUCGCACAGUCGUUCCCUCUCAGCAAGGAGGCUAUUCAAGGCAUCUUAACCAGCUUGGCAAAGCUCCUGUCUACCUCCAACGUCAGCGCCGCUAUCCAUCGCGCGCUCAUCGCCUGUGCCUUUGCUCUCUGCGCCUGCGCUAGUGUGACUGCGGACCCCCUUUCAGCGCAGUCUACCUCCACCGAUCGACUCAUCCCUGACAGCUUGGCGGCUCUGCUUGUCUCUUCUGCCGAGACUGGCAGCUCCAUCGUCAACCUUUCCAAGUCAUACGACGGCCGCGCCUUUUUGACUCACUUCAUCUCAGCUCUGACUGCUCGCCUCUCGCACGGCGCUUCGGCCGACCUCAUCGGCUCCCUCUUGCGAGGACAAGCUGUGCACGACGAGCUCUGCACCCAGACUACCGAACUGCUUUUGCGUCUUCGUCUCGGCGCUCAAGCUGGCUCUUCGCAGGCUCCAGAAACCGCAUUCGAAGCUCAUUUUGGCAACGACACGGUCCGCGAAGCACACAAGAACCGCCUGCGUGUCUUGCACACCAUGCGAAGCCGCAAGCCGCACGUGUUUGAUACGGCUCUGCGCAACUGCACACGAAAGGAUCAGUCCGAGGCGCAGAUCGCCGCUAUCUGGCAGACCGUCCAGGCGGUGCUUGCGAUUGAGUCCGGCACUUCCCUUGAUCAAGCUUCAAACGGUAGCGUCGAUGGACAAGGCCAAUCCGACAUUCUUUGGCUCUCGAUCCACUCUGCUGAAGCAUCGCAGCGUUCCCUCGCUCUCAAACAGCUGUACAAGGAUGUCAAGGAGGGACGUGUUUCGCCUCACGAUUCCAUGGUGCGAGAGGCUCUUCAUGCACGUAUUCAAGACUCCUCCGUUGAGGUCCUGCAGGUCCUCUACUCGCAGCCCGCUGCGCUUCUCGAAGCCUUCGAUCAGCGAACUCUUCUGACCAUGGUUGCAGAGGCUCUGGACGAGGAUCACAUUCCUGUCGACCGCUUUGACCAGCAUCUUUCCUUCCUUCUCAAACCGUACUUGAAGGAGCAUGCUGACGCCAGGGACCAUGUUGCUCGACGAGCAGUUUGGCCCUUCUUGCUCCACGGUCCAUCUCGCCUUGCCCUUGCAACUUCAGCCGUCAAGCUCCUCCCUUCAAGCAGUAGCUCCAACGAUCUGCUGAGCUCGAUCGCAUCGUCUGUCGCCAACUCCAAGGAUCCUGCCAACACCAACGAUGCCAUUGCAGAGGCAGUGGCCACUUACCUCGCCUCCAUCUCUCAAGAAGACCGCAAGGACUGGGUCGAGUUCUUGACUUCGGCUGCACACUCGUCGCACAGCAACAGCGGAAUGAGUGAUGCUGCCUCGCGCGAUCUUGCUCUGAUGUCUUUGAUCCAUCUCUCGGACAAAGUUGCAGGCGACGACCUGGUGUCGCUUGCUACUACCACUCUGCGAAGCGUCGUGUUGCCCUCGCUCUCCAUAAGCGGUGCCCUCACUGCCGAGCAUCUCAAGCAGCUGUCGGCUUUCAACCUUGAAGACACGAUGCAAGCGCCGCAGCACAUCAAGCAGCUCGACACACUUUUUGAGCAAGCUGCUUCCGAACAGAGUGCGGCUCUUCUGGUAAACUACCUCUUUAUCCAGCUCGUUCGUCGUGUCGAUGUUCCUGCCUUUGAUACCUUUUUGACUUCGCAGGUGUCGGCGAAGGUGAAGCAUGCAAAGACACUUCUCUCAACCCUGUACACACACGUCAACACGUCCCCGCUGCCCGCCUCGCUGCCCAAGUUGCUGCUGCAAGUGCUGCUCUUCAGGGUCGGUGAUUCCAGCCUGCCCUUCCUCGCAUCCAUUUGGACCAACACCGUGGCUCCACACAGUGUUGCUGUGCGACUCGCGGCUCUGCGUCAUGCCGAUGCCUACCUGCAGGCCCAAACCGCAGCCAUUGCUCAGCAAGAGCCCAAGGAUUUCCAGGUUGUGGUGCCGCUUCUGCUUGCCGCCUUGGUUGAUGCAGAGGCUGCCAUCCGCCUUGCCGCUAUGUCAUGCCUCGAACGUAUCCUCAUCAUCUGUAACCACGCCGCCGAACUUGCCAAGGGGUCAAAGAAGAGAGCUAAAGAGCUCGACAUUUUUGGCUACGAGUCGUUCCACGGCGCUGCAGCGUCGGACCCGAUGCAGUACAUCGACCUCGUCUCACUUGCUCACUAUCUCGAGCAGCUCGUUGAGCGCAAGUCGGCCUUCCGAAAUGAUGCCACGCUGCUCCCUCAGCUGCACGGCGAGAUUCUUCAAAUCGGGCGUCAGGACGGGCGCAAGGAAGUUGCACACAAGCAUGGCAUGAUCUGCUUCGUCAUCUCUCACAUUCUCUGCAUCGACUCUCUUCCCACUCGUCUCGUGCUGUUGCAGUCGCUUGCCGCGGUCAGCAACGCAGCUAAGCUCGAGAUGUUGCUGCCGCUCAUCCGUGGCGUUGUCGAGGGCAAUGUCGCCUCGACUACCACGGGCUUCCGCAGCAACGACGAGCGUGAGCUGUACCUGGAGCUCCUGUUUGCAUCAUAUGAUCAGAGCUGUCGCUCGGUCGUCGAAGAGGCUUCGAGCGGUGCUUGGGCCCUUUUCCUGAAGGCGGUGGAGGGCAAAGAUGGCAAGCGACAGCUGCAGAAAGCCGCCGUCAGAGCACUGGACAAGGCGGGUCUUUUCGGUGCUCUGCCACCCAUCAUGCGGAAGGAGAGCUACAUGCACCUGGCCAGCAUCGUUGCCGACCCUUCGCUGCCAGCCUCUCCCGAAGUCGCAUCUGCUCUGCGCGAGCUCCAGGUCGACUCUGCCAUCUUGAUCGCUGUUCUGUCCGAGUUGCGCGAGACCAUCACCUUCAAAGCUCUCAGCGGCCCCGAGGCGAAGCGAGCACGCACUUCGCUUGGCUCCGACGAGACCAUGAAGCGUACCUGCGCUGUGCUUGUCGCCGUGUUGGAAUCGGCUGUGGGCAGCAAGCUUGUGUGCUCGGGUGCUUUGCUGUACGAGCUCUUUGAGGUGCUGCGUGUUGCUGUCGAUCUGCAUUCGGGUCAGCUGGCCACCAAUGCCGAACAGACGAUGCAGCUUUCCAUGUCUUGCAUCGAGAAGCUGGUCGGCAUUCUGCCCAAGUCGGCCGCGGCCAUUCCUGCCGAGAUCACCCAGGCUCUGCGUGCCGACAUCAUCGUCAGUGUCAUCAAGUCUUCGAACAACCCGCAGAGCUUCCAGCACGCGUUGUUGCUCCUCUCCAAGAUCGCCAGCAUCGCUCCCGAGACGGUGCUGCACAACGUCAUGCCCAUCUUCACCUUUGUCGGCUCUACGGUCUUGCAGCGCGACGACGCUUUCAGUUUUUCGGUCGUCGAGAAGGUGCUUCAAAGCAUCGUGCCUGCCUUGGUCAGCUCGUUUAAGGCGGGCGAUGCGGCUCAGCAGAGCAAGUUUGCAUUGCUUUGCGAAGCGAGGGCGUUUGUGCGUAUCUUCACCGAUGCCGCUGCGCACGUCCCUCGUCACCGAAGGCAAAUGUUCUUCCGACUCCUGGUCGACAUUUUGGGCGCCGACGACUUUGCCGCUGCCGUGGCCAUGUUGCUGGUCGACCGAUCAGCGCACAAGAUCGUCAAGCAGCCUCGGAGCGAUGCCGAGCAGACGCUGCAGCUUCCUCUUGCCGUCGUGUCGCCUCACUCUGCCAUGGUGCAGAUCCGCGUACUGCACCAGGUCUGGGAAGAGGUGUUGCGAAUCUGGACCCACCGCGACGAGACCGACUCGCUCAGCGAACUCGUUUUCCUCGACCGUGCCGGUCGUCUCGACAAGGAGCACGUCGAUCACGAGUCAGAGCCGCUGCGACAGAUUCAGGCACUCAUCAUGCUCAUUCGCCAGGUGCUCAAGUCGAAGGCCUUCGCAGAGCAGAUGGACGGCAUGCCGGCCAGCCAGGUGGGUCCAGAGCUGGAAACUUUCAUUCGACUUGCUCUCGAGACGGUGGCGAGGACGAUGUCGAGCCAUUCUGCCGUGGCGGGUCUUGCUCUCGAAGUGCUGGGCAGUGCGAUGCCGUUUGCGCCCGUCGACAACGUGUUGGCUGUUGUGUCGAGUCUGGUCGAAGACGGAGACGUUGCACGCAAGACGAGCGGGUUCUCUCUUUUCGCCAGCCGCGUUGCUGCGAUGGACCCAGCCUCCGCCGAUCGCGCAACCGUUGCCGCUUACACGCCUACAAUUGUCAAAGCCGCUAUCGAGGUUAUUCAGGCCUCUCUGACCGCCUCACACGGCGGCAGCGAUGCCGAGUCUCUCCGUCAAGCAGCUUUGGACGCUCUCAAGACCGUGUCGUCGUCGGCUCGGCCUGCUGAGCAUGGAGCACUGGCUUCCACGCUUCCGGUCCUCGUCAAGCUGGGCAAGGCCGGCAUUGAAGCAGAGGAGGGAUCGCGUGCCGUGCCGUCAGCAGCACGCCUCAGCGUCUUCUCGAUCUCGCGUCGCCUCACGACCAAGUUGGGACCGCGUCUCAUUCCGCACAUUGCCUCGCUCGUGCCGUUCUGCUUGUCCAUCAUCACGCGGUCUGCUUCGGUUGCUGCCGCUGCGACCGACAACGACGAGGCCGAAGCUGAGAAGACCGUUAUUGCUGUGAACGGCGUCAACUCGAACGUCUCUUCGCUUCGAACUGGCGCACUGGACACGAUCACGGGUCUGUUCGGCUCCGUUUCGACGUUCAUGACGUCGUACGUGCCGCAGAUCAUCCGCAUGUCGAUCUCGCCCGAGCUGAAGAAGGCCAUGUCGAGCGCCAGUGGUUCUUCGACUGCUAGCGAGCGAUCGCUCAACCUGCUUCUCUCGACGCUCGUCCGCAAGACGGCAGCCAAGGAGCUAUUCGAAGCCACGUUCAGAGUGUGGGAUGAAGAGCUCGUCUCGACCAAAGAGGACGCAGAUAGGAAAGCGGAGCGUCUGGUGGGCAUCUCCGAGUUCCUCGGCCGAGCGCUUCGCCAGAGCGACCGCGAAGCCAUCAGCGCCACGUACAAGCUGGUGUACCGCUUCUUACUGCGUGCUCUCGAUCUUCGACGCUCCAGCCUCGGCUCUGCGAACGCUGGCCUCUCGCCAGCCUCGAUCGGUCGCAUCGAAUCGAGCCUUGUCACGCUGCCGUUCAUGCGCAUGGUGCUCAAGCUCAACGAGGCGUCGUUCCGCCCGCUGUUCAUGCGCAUGUUUGACUGGGCUGUGCUGGACCUUGUCGAUGACGAUGAUGCAGAUUCGCCGGAGGCCGAGGAUGGAGGAAUUGUGGCUCGACAGAUUGUGCUGUUCAAGACGUUCAACGCGUUGUCCGAGACGCUGCGCAGCUUGGUGUCGUCGUACUACGCUGUGUUGCUAGACCAAGUAAUUGAUCUGCUGGGCGGAUGGAGCAAGCGGGGCGGUUCCAGCGGGCAGCAGAACACGAUGCAGCGCGAGCUAUGGGACCAAGUCGUCCGCUCGAUCCAGCUUUCGGCGAAACACGACGAGGGCAUCUUCUGGAACCCCACGCGCGUCGCCAAGGUCAUCGCUCCGGUCCUGGACCAGCUGAACCUGCUCUCCGCCUCCGCCAGCGGCGGGUCCAAGCCCAAGUUCGUCGAGGCGGGCGAGUUUGUCGCCAUCGUGUCGCCCGUCGUCGUUGGACUGCUCAAGAACGUCAACGACGAAGCGACGCUCAAGCAGUUCAACUCUGCGCUGCUGCAGCGCGCGUCCGCGACGCGUGCGACCAACAGCCGCGCCGUGCGCGAAGUGGCCACCCAGCUGCUGACGCACAUGUGGGCUGCCCAGAAGGACCACCUGCUCGCAUUGGUGCCAGAGACGAUCGCGCAGCUGUCCGAGCUCCUCGAGGACGACGACGAGUCGAUUGUCGCGUAUGCAAACGAGUUCAGGAGCGAGAUCGAGGCGGCUCUUGGCGAGAGUUUGCAGUCGUACCUGACCUAA